AUGGUUAAAAAAGCUCAUCAAUUAGAUAUUUCCAUCAUAGUGACAGAGGGUAUCCAACACAAAAUUGACAGUUUGUAUCAUUCACGCAUUGUCGGAGAGCUUCAUUUGAUAUCUGACCAUGACUAUUCAUCCAUGUACUUGGAGAGUAGUGAACAACUUGCACAAAAAUUGUAUGAAAUUGGUGAAAGUACAGACCAAGAAGCAGACGAAUGGAUGUAUGAAUUGGAAAAUCAAAAGAAAAAGCAAAAGUGGCAAAAGCACAAUCAUGCCUGUCAAUGA
This is a messenger RNA of Naegleria fowleri, 279 nucleotides long. RefSeq lists its product as uncharacterized. Lineage: Eukaryota; Heterolobosea; Eutetramitea; Acrasida; Naegleriidae. Bases 1 to 279 code for a protein of 92 amino acids. The transcript has a single exon. The record is from RefSeq and is a predicted model, not a curated record.